Molecule: messenger RNA, 1672 nt
Organism: Myotis davidii
Lineage: Eukaryota; Metazoa; Chordata; Mammalia; Chiroptera; Vespertilionidae
Gene: GMPPA
Product: GDP-mannose pyrophosphorylase A
Exons: 13
Coding region: 166-1506 (446 amino acids)
Biological process (GO): biosynthetic process
Cellular component (GO): cytoplasm
Molecular function (GO): transferase activity
Source: RefSeq, a predicted model, not a curated record
AGACACGUGCGCGGAAGCAGCCAGCGGUAGCGGGCGGCAGAGCUGGCGUAAAGGGGACUGGGGGUAAAGAGAUCCGAUGGAGGGGUGGCGAAAGGGGGAGAGGGCCGGGCACGGCCCCUAGACGAAGGGCGGCGCGGAGGUCCGGGCUGGCUCUCCGCACGGCGGAUGCAGUCCUGGUCCCACAAGCCCUGGAUAUGCGAGGUUGCAAUUGCCGUCAUGCUUAAAGCUGUGAUCCUGAUUGGAGGCCCUCAAAAGGGGACUCGCUUCAGGCCUUUGUCUUUUGAGGUGCCCAAACCCCUGUUUCCAGUGGCAGGGGUCCCUAUGAUCCAGCACCACAUUGAGGCCUGUGCCCAGGUUCCUGGGAUGCAGGAGAUUCUGCUCAUUGGCUUCUACCAACCUGACGAGCCACUUACCCGGUUCCUAGAAGCUGCACAACAAGAGUUUAACCUUCCAGUCAGGUACCUGCAGGAAUUUGCGCCUCUGGGCACAGGAGGUGGUCUCUACCACUUCCGGGAUCAGAUCCUGGCUGGGGGCCCUGAGGCCUUCUUCGUGCUCAACGCUGAUGUUUGCUCCGACUUCCCCUUGAGCGCUAUGUUGGCUGCCCACAGACACCAGCCUCACCCUUUCUUGCUCCUGGGCACCACGGCUAACAGGACACAGUCCCUCAACUAUGGCUGCAUCGUAGAGAAUCCACAGACGCAUGAGGUUCUGCACUAUGUGGAGAAACCCAGCACGUUUGUUAGUGACAUCAUCAACUGCGGCAUCUACCUCUUUUCCCCGGAAGCCCUGAAGCCCCUUCGGGAUGUCUUCCAGCGUAAUCAGCAGAAUGGGCGACUGGAGGACUCCUCAGGCCUGUGGCGGGGGGCAGGCACCAUCCGCCUGGAGCAGGACGUGUUCUCAGCCCUGGCUGGGCAGGGCCAGAUCUACGUGCACCUUAAUGACGGUAUCUGGAGCCAGAUCAAGUCUGCAGGCUCGGCCCUCUCUGCCUCCCCUUUGACUCUGGACCUCAGACCCAGAGGUGAAUCUGAAUCCCUGCCCUCCCUGAACCAGAUAUGGUUUGGGGCAUUUGCCUCCAGGUCCUCUCUUCUGCUUCUAGGAAAUGUUUAUAUCCACCCAACGGCUAAGGUGGCCCCAUCAGCUGUGCUGGGCCCCAACGUCUCCAUUGGGGAGGGGGUGACCGUGGGCGAGGGCGUGCGGCUCCGAGAGAGCAUUGUCCUCCAUGGAGCCACGUUGCAGGAGCACACGUGUGUGCUGCACAGCAUUGUGGGCUGGGGGAGCACUGUGGGGCGCUGGGCCCGCGUGGAGGGUACCCCCAAUGACCCCAAUCCCAACGACCCCCGGGCCCACAUGGACAGUGAGAGCCUCUUCAAGGAUGGGAAGCUGCUGCCUGCCAUCACCAUCCUGGGCUGCCGCGUCCGGAUCCCUGCUGAGGUGCUCAUCCUGAACUCGAUUGUUCUGCCACACAAGGAGCUGAGCCGAAGCUUUACCAACCAGAUCAUCCUCUGAAGGGGGCCGCCAGAAGGCCCCCCAACUCCUACCCCUCCAGCCUCUGUCCAGAAUGGACCUGGGGAAGCCAGGCAGAAUCUUCACACACUGGGAACAGCGUGGGUGGGUGGGUGGAGGACUCGGCCUCCCUCUCUGUUGCUCCCUAAUAAACCCCAUGAACCUUGGA